AUGAGAAAAGGUAAUAACAUUGAUCUUGACAACAGAGUUUAUAACAACAUCGAAAUGUCCCUCAGUGAAAUUCCAAGUGUUGCUCCCAACAAAUGGCCACUUAUAUAUAAUCAACCCUGGUUGGAACAGAAUCUGAAUAUCUUUACUGAUGGUUCUAAGAACGAUGAAGAAGUAGGAUGUGCAUUUGUGGCUUUCCAGAGAAACACAGAAAUAUAUACUUUCUCAGAUAGGCUUGGAAGCACCUGUUCUGCCUUCCAGGCUGAGCUCUGGGCAAUUCUGUCAGCAAUAAAAUGGUGCAAUCACAAUUUCAACUCCACGGAUAUUAACAUCUUCACGGAUUCAUGCUCAUCAGUGCAAGCCAUUUCUAAUUAUAACUGGCGCCAUCCAAUAGUCAACUGCAUUUUAAAUAAUUUAUUAGAGAACAACAACAGAUUCACUGUGAUCUGGGUUAGAGGACACUGUGGUGUCUUCGGCAACGAGCGAGCUGACGAACUUGCUCGGUCGGCCGCCACUUCCUGUGACGAUCCUACAUACUCUGCAACACCACAGAGCUAUAUAAUUCAAAGAAUCAAAGACUACGCUAAGGACAGGUGGCAACGUUGCUGGAACACACAUAACAACACACUAACAAAAGACUUUUUCCCUUUGGUCUCUAAUACAGUAAAGAAUGACGUGGAGCACUGCCUCACCCAAUUUUACACCGGCCAUGGCAGGUUUUACCAGUAUCUCCACAGAUUUAAAAUAUCAAACCAACAGAAUUGUACAAUCUGCGGUGUUCCCGACGGUUCUCGGCACUAUCUUUUAGAAUGCCCUAUGUUAGACGAUAUGCGGGCACGCAUUACUGCACUUUUACCUAACAAUUGCGGAUGGCCACCUGAUCUUAGUAUUUUGAUUGGAGAUAACAAUCUGUUCCAAGCCACUAGAGACCUUAUUAAAACAUAUUUUAAAAGGACCACUGUAAUUUAA
Molecule: messenger RNA, 966 nt
Organism: Centruroides sculpturatus (bark scorpion)
Lineage: Eukaryota; Metazoa; Arthropoda; Arachnida; Scorpiones; Buthidae
Exons: 1
Coding region: 1-966 (321 amino acids)
Biological process (GO): DNA replication, removal of RNA primer
Molecular function (GO): nucleic acid binding; RNA-DNA hybrid ribonuclease activity
Source: RefSeq, a predicted model, not a curated record